Messenger RNA from Paramecium tetraurelia, 420 nucleotides. RefSeq lists its product as uncharacterized. Gene Ontology annotation, biological process: regulation of lipid metabolic process. The transcript is spliced from 2 exons. The record is from RefSeq and is a predicted model, not a curated record. Gene Ontology annotation, cellular component: mitochondrion. Lineage: Eukaryota; Ciliophora; Oligohymenophorea; Peniculida; Parameciidae.
AUGAUUCCAAUAUAAAAAUUAGCUUCUUUAUUGAUUCGUACAUUCUCAAGACCUUUGUCGAAUUAAAUUAAGAGAUACGCAUUGAAUAAGCAUAGAUCAAGAAAGCCAAGUCUUAUAAAAACUAGCUUUGUGUUCCUAGGAAACAAAUACCAUAAUUUUGAGACUUUUUUAAAUCGAAAAUCUAUUGGAAUAAAAAGUUAAGAAAUGUUUUUUAAACCUUUGACUGAUGAAGCAGCCUUAACUAAAGGUUCUGAUUUAUUUGCAGAUAUAUUUGUGUAUUCAUGUGUUCUAGGAAUUCCUUUGUUAGAAUUAUACAAAUCUCAAAGAGAUGCGACCAAGAAAUCAUAAGAUUAAGAUGCUGCUCUUGAAAAUUAUCAAACUGUAAAUAUAUAGACAAAAUAGAGUAAAUAGACAAUCUGA